CAUGCGCCACGCGCCCCGCGGGAGGCGGAGCCGCCGCCACGUCGCCGCGGUGCCCGGUAAGAUGGCGGCGGCCGGUGGCAGAGCUGUACGCGUCGGCGCUCUCUGCCUCCUGCUGCUCUGCGGCGCGGCCGUGGCGGCCCCCAGCGCGGACACGGGCGAUUCUGUGAAAGGCGUGUUGCUUCAAAAGAAUAUUUCUAGAAGUGAGAAUGAAACGCUAAAUGGAUCCCAGAAUUUGACAGCUGACUUGCAGAGCAUAACCCCAACAAAAAAAGCAGCAUUCCCAACAACAGCUGAAAUGGAUUCAGUGACGGCAGUGAAACCAUCUGCAGCAAAAGGUGAUUCUCCGCCGGAUGUUUCCUCUCGUGUGGUGACUGCUAGUCCUGUAUCUCAGAUGGAUGUUGAUGCUUCUGAAGAUACUAAAAUAGAGGAAGAAGAUCUUUUAACUGAUUUGAAAGACACACUAAAUAGUUCACCACCUGUCAUAAAAGAAACCAUAGAGACAGAUGGAGGAGAUGAGUAUGGUACUUACGAAAUGACAUCAAACUCCAGAUACAACUCAGAUGUAGAGAUACCAGAAGAUGACGACUCUGACACUAUUAGUAAUUACAAUGAGGAGAUCAAGUCCCUGGAUGAGAAGAUAAAAGGUGUUUCUGUCACAGGGUUGGAAGAAGAAGAAGAAGACAGCCAUUUCUUUUUUCAUCUGGUUGUGGUUGCCUUCUUAGUAGCUGUUGUUUAUGUCACCUAUCACAAUAAGAGGAAGAUCUUCUUAUUGGUCCAGAGCCGAAGAUGGAGGGAUGGCCUGUGCUCCAGGACAGUAGAGUAUCAUCGUUUAGAUCAGAACGUUAACGAAGCAAUGCCUUCCCUGAAAAUAACUAAUGACUAUGUAUUUUGAAAGCACUGUGAUUUGAGUUUGCUGAACUUAACACUCUUUGCCUGCCUAGUCAUGUAAUGAUAUUCAGGUAUUCUAAAUAUGCUGCUUGUACUGAAAUGAGAUGUACUCUCUUUGACCUGGGUGGUUUGAGAUUAAAUCUCAUGCAAUAUCAAGGGCAUGAUACAUCCGUUCGCUACUUUGGUCAGGUUUUAUAUCAGUAUAAAGAUACAGAGUUUAAUAAUUAGUGCUCUUUCCAUUCAUUAAGCAUCAUCCCUUCUGUCUGGAGCAGGCUUAAUAGCGGUAAUACAAAAAAUAAGCAUAAAAUAUUUUAGGUCUGGUAAAUUAAUUACUUUGGCAUCACUAAAUCAAAUUAACGAUCUCUUUGCUAAUCACUUAUGCAGCUCAUAAAUCCCACUAUAUUGCAAACUUAAAAUGUAAUUCCUUCUGUGCUUAAAUCCUGAUGCUCCAAAUCUUUCUUGUGGGGUUUUUGGUUCUGUUUUCUUGUUGCAUAACUUGGUUCUAUUUUAGGCAGAAUGGCUGCCAUGGUGAUUUCUUAAUUUCUGUCUGUCUUCUUGCAGUAAAGAAUUUAAAAAGAAUUACGUAUCAACCAUCUUAUUUCAGAAAUAAUAUACCAUAUAUUUCUUUAAAAUGUUUGAGAUCCUUGGGAAGGUGUGGCAGCUUCUUGACUGUCCAUUUUUUUUCUCUAAUGGUAUUUAUGGCUAUUUUAUUAUCUUUUUUAAUUAAUGAAUGGAAAACAAGCCUUGUUGAAUAAUCUUACUAAAACAUAGGUAGUUGACAGGCUUUCAAUACAGCACAGCUUUUCGUUGAUUUUUAAGACAUUUGGGAAACAGUUAUAUGGUUUGCUCUAAAUGGGAGAGGCCUUAAAAUGUAAGAAUAAUUGCUUUUGUUGUUAUUCUGAUCCGAGUAACAGGCAGGUGAAGGGAAUGGUUUGUGGGGCUGCCAGUCUGUGGACGGCACGCUCUGAUUUUGACAAACACUUAGGCAUUAAUGUAAAUCAAGUUACUGGUACAGUACUUUUUUACCUUAUCUUUUGUACUUCCAUUAUUUAUGUUUUCAUGAGUUGUAAAUUAUAAAAAUCUUAGUUUUCUGUACAUUCUGUUCGUGAUUUAGUUUUCAUAAAUAUGUAAAUAAUGGUGGAUCAGAACCCCAUGAUUAAUGACUUGUUAUUCAAGUAAUUCUGUAAUGUUUUGAAAAAGCAACUUUACAGCAGUUGGCAUGAGGAGUCCGAAGGCACGAUACUGUCUUACCAAUUGAACCUUACUGUUAAACGCGUUCUUUUCAUAACCACAAGAAGUAAAGCACAAACAAAAUAUCCCCAAACUCUUUUCUUGCAGUAGUUUUUACCAUAUUUGGACUUGUAUCACUUAAUAUUUUGAAUAAGAUUUUUAAAAUAAAUGACAA
Molecule: messenger RNA, 2293 nt
Organism: Cuculus canorus (common cuckoo)
Lineage: Eukaryota; Metazoa; Chordata; Aves; Cuculiformes; Cuculidae
Gene: C14H5orf15
Product: chromosome 14 C5orf15 homolog
Exons: 3
Coding region: 2-892 (296 amino acids)
Source: RefSeq, a predicted model, not a curated record